Molecule: messenger RNA, 1185 nt
Organism: Adineta ricciae
Lineage: Eukaryota; Metazoa; Rotifera; Eurotatoria; Adinetida; Adinetidae
Source: the annotation of a GenBank genome assembly
AUGUGGGUAACUUUCAUCUAUCUUUUAUAUUUUAUACCAUUUCUCAGUUCAGCGAAAUAUAAUCGGAUAUGUUAUUUUACUAAUUGGGGUGCUCAUCGGUCGAUGAAAGAUGCUCGCCUUUAUCCAGAAGACGUUCCACCCGAUCUCUGCACACAUAUCUUAUAUGCAUUUGCCAAUCUCAAUGGAAUAUCUUUACAGCCACAGUUAGCUAAUGACAUUAACGUUUAUCAAGGAGAGCAGCCGUUAUAUCCACGUAUUAUGAAAUUGAAGGAGAAGAAUCCCGAGUUGAAAAUUUUGAUCUCGUGUGGUGGAUGGGGAAAAGCGGGCGAAUUCGAUUCGUUAGUCGGAUCAGAAUCAGCACGAGAAGCGUUUAGUAAAAACGUGAUUGCAUUCUGUCGUCAACAUGGCUUUGAUGGAAUUGAUUUAGAUUGGGAAUUUCCAUCAGCUGAUCAUCGUGAACGUUUUGGAUUAUUAACGAAAACAAUGCGUAAAACAUUUGAGAAGGAGUCGAAAAAGUCGAAGAAAGAUCGAUUGUUGAUUAGUCUAGCAGUGGCCGCAGGAAAAUACUUAAUCACACAAGGUUAUGAUGUACCCGUUCUAUGCAAAAACGUUGAUAUGAUAAAUGUGAUGACGUAUGAUCUGUACGGGUCAUGGCAUAAUAAAAUCGGUCAUCAUAGUGCGUUAUUCCAUCGGCCUGGUGAAACUGGUAUGGAACGAGAAUUGAAUACAAAUAAUUCAAUGUAUAACUGGGUCGAAGCGGGUUGUGCACGUGAACGAUUGAAUAUCGGUAUUCCAGGUUACGGUCGUGCGUUUACCGCUGAUGGAAAGGAUCCAUUAAAAGCAUUUGGGCAAAGCGGCGGUGGAUCAGGUUCGGUUUCUUCACCUUAUCUAGGUGAAAGUGGUUUGUUGGCAUACUUCGAGAUAUGUAAAAAAGAGUUAAAAGAAGGUUUCAAACGCUACUGGCAUAAACAGCAUCAAAUUCCAAUUAGUUUCAAAGAUGGAACAUGGAUUGGCUACGAUGAUCCAGACAGUGUUCGAAACAAGUGUAAAUACGUUAAACGUGAAGGGUUUGGUGGCGCGAUGGUGUGGACAUUAGAUAUGGACGAUUUCAACGGGCAAUUUUGUCGGACAAUGCAAUCAAAGAAGAAUUGGAAAUUGAUGACAAAACAACGACAUUAUCGAUAG